AUGGAUCAAGAGUUCAAUGCAUUGCUUCACAAUGACACAUGGUGUUUGGUACCAGUGAAACCUGGGAUGAAUGUCAUUGGUUGCAAAUGGGUGUUCCGCACGAAGCGUAAAACUGAUAGGAUAGUAGAGCAUCACAAAGCUCGUUUGGUAGCAAAAGGUUUCAAUCAGGUUUUCCUCCUGGUAUAUGUUGAUGAUAUUCUCCUGAUUGGUCUUAACUCCAAUUUGAUCUCCUCUUUGCUUCAACGCUUAUCCAUUGUGUUUAAGAUUCGUGAUCUAGGCACACCCAGUUUCUUUCUUGGCAUUGAAAUAGUCUUUGUUGAUGGUGGGGCCUAG
Ipomoea triloba (trilobed morning glory) is the source of this 333-nucleotide messenger RNA. RefSeq lists its product as uncharacterized. The transcript has 2 exons. The record is from RefSeq and is a predicted model, not a curated record. The coding region runs from base 1 to 333 and encodes 110 amino acids. NCBI's taxonomy places the organism in Eukaryota, Viridiplantae, Streptophyta, Magnoliopsida, Solanales, Convolvulaceae.